This is a messenger RNA of Neogale vison (American mink), 1632 nucleotides long. It is a transcript of the gene SH2D4B, whose product is annotated as SH2 domain containing 4B. Lineage: Eukaryota; Metazoa; Chordata; Mammalia; Carnivora; Mustelidae. Bases 1 to 1302 code for a protein of 433 amino acids. Gene Ontology annotation, cellular component: cytoplasm. The record is from RefSeq and is a predicted model, not a curated record. The transcript has 9 exons.
AUGCUGCAGCAGAUCCUGCAUGACAUGUACAUCGACCCCGAACUCCUUGCUGAGCUCAGUGAUGUGCAGAAGCACAUUCUCUUCUACAAAAUGCGGGAGGAGCAGCUGAGGCGCUGGAGGGAGCGUGAGGCUUGGGAGGCCCUGGCCCAGGCAGAGGGCCUCAGGCCCCCGAAAGUCAAGCGAGCAGCAAGCGACAAGCACAUCCAGUGGCUCCUGGGGGCAGAUGGUGACGUCUGGGUCUGGAUCAUGGGAGAAGGUCCCGGGGACAAGCCCUAUGAAGAGAUCUCUGAGGAGCUGAUUGCAGAGAGGGCGCGGCUGCAGGCCCAGAGGGAGGCGGAGGAGCUCUGGAGACAGAAAGAGGCAGAAAUCACCAAGAAGUUUCGGGAUGCUCUGGCCAAUGAGAAAGCCCGGAUCCUGGCGGAGAAGUGGAAAGUGGAGAUGGAGGACCGGAAGGCUGCCAAAGUCCUGGAGGAACGCAUCCGUGAGGAGUUCAAGAGGAAAGAGGAAGAGGAGAGGAAGCGAGGGGAGGAGCAGAUUCGCCUCCAGGAAGAGCAGAGGGCGAAGGAGCUCUACUGGACCCUGAAGCAGGCCCAGCUGCAGAGCCACGCCAGCGAGAAUGAGGAGCGCGAGUGGGAGGAACAGCUGCGCAGGUCCAAGGCCGCGGAUGAGGAGAGGAGCCGCGGAGCUCAGCGCGCCAGGGACGAGUACCGGCGCCACUCACUCCGCGCCAUCCAGAAGGGCAUGGUCGCCGGCCUCAGCUCCAUGUUCCGAGAGCUCGGCCAGAGCCAGGAGCAGGAGGCCAGACUCUACCACCACCUGCCAGGCCCCGGGCCUCCGCCUCCCCUUGCCAUACCUGUCAGCAGGACCUGGGAGCGCCCACUGAGGCCUGUCUCCAGAGAAGUCAUAGUCCGCUGGUUUAAGGAGGAGCAGCUGCCUCGCCGAGCCGGCUUUGAGAGGAACACCAAAUCUAUCGCCCCCUGGUUCCAUGGAAUUAUUAGCCGAGAAGAUGCAGAAGAUCUCCUCGAGAACAUGACAGAGGGAGCAUUUUUGGUCCGGGUCAGUGAGAAAAUCUGGGGUUACACCCUCUCCUAUCGCCUGCAGAAAGGGUUCAAGCACUUUCUUGUGGAUGCCUCUGCGGACUUUUACAGCUUCCUGGGAGUGGACCCCAAUCGCCAUGCAACGCUCACGGAUCUCAUUGAUUUCCACAAGGAGGAAAUUAUCACUGUUUCAGGGGGAGAGCUGCUGCAGGAACCCUGUGGACAGAGGGACAGCCCACCAGACUACCAUCUGUUAUUUGAGUGAUUUUUUUCCCCUUUACCAGUUGAAUUUCUUUGGGUAUCCAUUUUUUGAACUCAACUUAAGAACUUCCUGGCUCAAAUCCUUAUGGCCUUCCGGAAGAUCCACCACCACCAGCCAGAGGAUUAAGUAGAUUAGUAUGUCUCAAAGGAUAUGAAAUAUACGUGCUAUUGGUCCCCAUCCCUGUGCCGAGGACAGAAAUUGCUAUUAGCUGAUGCAGCUCUUUCAAGAAGAGUUUAGUUAUGACUUCAGAGAAUGAAGCCUAUUUGCCAUGGCCACCCUAAGCUGAGCCCUCAGAGCACAUGGGUCAUGUUUUAAUAAUCCAAAAUAAUUCCA